Molecule: messenger RNA, 1860 nt
Organism: Miscanthus lutarioriparius
Lineage: Eukaryota; Viridiplantae; Streptophyta; Magnoliopsida; Poales; Poaceae
Source: the annotation of a GenBank genome assembly
AUGGCCACCAGGCCGGGCCCUUUGACUGAAUGGCCAUGGCAAAGGCUUGGCAACUUCAAGUACUUGGUGAUGGGUCCCGUGGUGGUCCACGGCGCGCGGCGGGUGCUCGCGCGGGGCUGGGGCGACAUCGACCUGGCCUUCGCGCUCAUCCUGCCGUCGCUGCUGCUGCGGAUGGUGCACAACCAGAUCUGGAUCAGUGCCGCCCGCUACCAGACGGCGCGCAGCAAGCACCGCAUCGUCGACCGCGGCAUCGAGUUCGACCAGGUUGACAGGGAGCGAGGCUGGGACGACCAGAUCAUCCUCAACGGGCUGCUCUUCUACGUGGGCUACCUGACGAUCCCGAGCGUGAGGCACUUGCCGGCGUGGAGGACGGACGGCGCCGCCGUGAUGGCGCUGCUCCACGCCGGGCCCGUGGAGUUCCUCUACUACUGGUUCCACCGGGCGCUGCACCACCACUUCCUCUACUCGCGGUACCACUCGCACCACCACUCCUCCAUCGUCACCGAGCCCAUCACCUCGGUGAUCCAUCCCUUUGCUGAACACAUGGUCUACUACUUCCUGUUUGCGAUCCCCAUGCUGUCGACUAUUUACAUUGGGAAUGCCUCUGUUCUUGGCUUUGUGCUCUACAUCGCCUAUAUCGACUUCAUGAACAACAUGGGGCACUGCAAUUUCGAGCUGGUGCCCAAGUGGGUGUUCCAGGUCUUCCCUCCUCUCAAGUACCUCAUGUACACGCCAUCGUUUCAUUCUCUGCACCACACGCAGUUCCGCACAAACUACUCGCUGUUCAUGCCAUUCUACGACUACAUAUACAACACCAUGGACAAGUCAUCUGACCAGCUGUAUGAGAGCUCACUCAAGGGAACAGAGGAAACACCUGACCUUGUUCACCUCACGCACAUGACUGACCUGCAGUCGGCCUAUCAUCUACGGAUUGGAUUCGCCUCCAUAGCGUCCAGACCGUCUGACAGCUCCAUGUGGUAUAUGUGGGUGCUGUGGCCUGUUGCGUGGCUGUCAAUGGUGCUUGCCUGGGUUUAUGGGUCCUCUACGUUUGUGGUUGAGAGAAUCAAACUAAGGAAGCUGAAGAUGCAGACAUGGGCAGUACCACGAUACAACUUCCAAUAUGGCCUGAGCUGGGAGAGAGAAUCGAUCAACGACUUAAUUGAAAAGGCGAUAUUAGAUGCUGAUGCAAGAGGUGUUAAAGUGCUCAGUCUAGGACUGUUAAACCAGGCGAAACAGCUAAACGGUGGUGGUGAACUAUUUAGGCAGAAGUAUCCAAAAUUAAGAGUUCGCCUUGUCGAUGGAAGUGGCUUAGCGACUGCUGUGGUGCUCAAAAGCAUUCCUCAUGACACAAAGCAAGUUUUUCUUCAUGCAGGCCCUUCUAAGAUAGCUUCUGCCACAGCUUUCGCAUUAUGUGAGAGGGGCGUCCAGGUGAUCAUGAAUCCAAAGAAGGAAUAUGAUACGCUUAAGUCACAGAUUGCAGAUAGCAAAGCAAGCUACUUGAAACACUCCAGCAACAACACGCCUCAGAUUUGGCUAGUAGACAACAUUGACGAUAAAGAACAGAAGAUGGCACCACAAGGAGCUAUAUUCGUUCCAAUAUCACAGUUCCCCGUCAAGAAAAUUCGCAAGGAUUGCACUUACUUGAGCACUCCAGCAAUGAAGAUCCCUGAAACAAUGCAGAAUAUCCAUGCCUGCGAGAACUGGCUGCCAAGAAGGGUGAUGAGCGCUUGGCGCAUCGGCGGAAUACUUCACGCCCUGGAAGGAUGGACCAUGCACGAGUGUGGGGAUGCCAUGAUACAUACUGAGAAAGCAUGGUCAGCUGCUAUCAGGCACGGAUUCAUUCCUUUGACUAAAGGUUGA